Mycena indigotica is the source of this 480-nucleotide messenger RNA. RefSeq lists its product as uncharacterized. The transcript has 5 exons. NCBI's taxonomy places the organism in Eukaryota, Fungi, Basidiomycota, Agaricomycetes, Agaricales, Mycenaceae. The record is from RefSeq and is a predicted model, not a curated record. Bases 1 to 480 code for a protein of 159 amino acids.
AUGUAUUACCUUCAAAACGAUACCACUCGCCUGCCGCCAUCCGCAGCCAUCGUUGAGAACGACCUCGACGAUGAUUGCCUAUUUUGGCAGUUAGGCCUUUGCCGACACGUGUUACAUUCGAAACGAUACUACCCGCUCGUCUCCACCUGCGACCGUCGCCGAGAACGACUUCGACGACGAUUGCCUAUUUUGGCAGUUAGGCUUCUGCCGACACGUGUCCCCUUCAAAGCGAUACUCUCCGCUCGUCUCCACCUGCGACCAUCGCCGAGAACGACUUCGGCGAAGAUUGCCUAUUUUGUCGGAGAUGCCUCUACCGACAUGUAUUACCUUCAAAACGAUACCACUCGCCUGCCGCCAUCCGCAGCCAUCGUUGAGAACGACCUCGACGAUGAUUGCCUAUUUUGGCAGUUAGGCCUUUGCCGACAUGUGUUACCUUCGAAACGAUACUACCCGCUCGUCCCCACCUGCGACCAUCGUUGA